Messenger RNA from Diachasmimorpha longicaudata, 3562 nucleotides. It is a transcript of the gene Ipo9, whose product is annotated as importin-9. The transcript has 4 exons. Bases 315 to 3413 code for a protein of 1032 amino acids. Gene Ontology annotation, biological process: protein import into nucleus. Gene Ontology annotation, cellular component: cytosol; nuclear envelope. Gene Ontology annotation, molecular function: small GTPase binding. NCBI's taxonomy places the organism in Eukaryota, Metazoa, Arthropoda, Insecta, Hymenoptera, Braconidae. The record is from RefSeq and is a predicted model, not a curated record.
CGCGCGGUCUACAUCCGGCAUCCGGCGAGGUACAUACAGUAGUAUAUAGUGUCGGCAAUUACUGCACCAAUUUAAUUUCUUAUCACAAAUCAGUAAUAAUAUAUUAAAAUCCUUUUCUAAUCGAUCAGAAAAACAUUGAAUUAACAAAUACUGAUUGCAAUCACACAUCAUAGAUUAGAAGUCUACAUCCACUGAUAAUUGAUCAGAAACAUAUAGUCAUCUUUGAAACUAACCUCCUUCAAUAGGACAAUUCCCUCCAAUUCGAUAGAAUAGUAUUUUUCAAUGGCCUGACGAGACACCGAAAAUCAUAAACAAUGUCGACAAGUCCGACUUCCCGAGACGUCGAAAACUCCUUGAAGGAGGCUCUGUACGAAACUCUGAACGGUAUCCUUUCGCCGCACCGAGAGACUCGGCAGGCAGCAGAGCAGAGGAUUCAGGCUCUGGAGGUAACCGACGAAUUCGGAAUACAUCUGACUGAAUUCGUGGUAGACAGAAAUGGGUCCCUGGAGAUAAGACAGUUGUCAUCGGUCCUGUUGAAGCAGUAUGUCGAGACCCACUGGUCCCCAGAGGCUGAGAAAUUCCGGGCCCCUGAGCUGAAGCACGUGACCAAGGAGAGAAUCAAGGAACUUCUGCCUCUCGGACUUCACGAGAGCAUUAGCAAGGUCAGGGCAUCUGUUGCAUAUGCAAUCUCAGCAAUUGCUCACUGGGAUUGGCCUGAAAAUUGGCCAGGAUUGUUCGACAUUCUGGUGAACUGUCUUAGUGGAGAGAGCGAAUUCGCAGUUCAUGGGGCAAUGAGAGUUCUCAGUGAGUUUACCAGAGACCUGACUGACACUCAACUUCCCAAUGUUGGACCUGUUAUUCUACAAGAGAUGUACAGAAUAUUUCAGAGUGAUAAUCAGUACUCGAUAAGAACAAGGGGUAGAGCUGUGGAGAUUUUUGCAACGAUCACAGGGUUAGUCGCCUCCACUGGGGUUUAUCAGAAGGAAUUCGUCCGGCAAUAUCUCCAGCCGGUCAUUCCAAUGUUCUGUGAGAAAUUUAUCAAGUACUUGACGGAACCCAAUGGCCCUACCUGCGAUAUAGGGCUUAAGACGGAUAUUAUUAAGGCUGUUAACUGUCUGGCUUCGAACCUGUCCAAGUAUGUGGCUAAUUAUCUACCUCAAAUAUUGCCGCCUAUUUGGGAUACUCUCGUGCAGAGUGCUAAGAUUUAUCAAGAGGAGACCGUUAAUGGACGAGACGAUGAGGAUAUUGAGGAGAAACAAGUUGAUUCUGAUGGUGAAAUAAUCAAUUUCAAUAAUCUCAUCAUCGCGAUUUUCGAAUUCAUCCAGAGCUUGAUGGACAACAAAAAGUUCUCAGGGCUUCUCACCAAUCUCACUGGUGAAACAAUGUACUACUUAAUAAUAUUCAUGCAAAUAACGGAGGAACAGAUUGAACUCUGGGCCACAAACCCCAGUCAAUUCGUCGAGGAGGAUGAUCAGUGUGCCUUUGCCUAUAACCUUCGGAUAUCAGCGCAGGAAUUACUCUCUGCUCUGAUCCAGCGCUCGGAGGAGGAUUCGGUGAAUGCAAUCUGUGAAGUUGUUACAAGGCAUAUUGAAGCCGCUAAUUCCAUGAGAGCAACUAAUGAGAACUAUUGGAAGCUCUCAGAGGCAGCUAUUUUUGCUCUGAGCAUUGCUAAGGACGACCUCGUUGAGAAAUUGGAAAUUGGAAGUGUUCAAUUUGAUAUUGCCGGGUUUUUGGAUCGCGUCAUAUUGGCAACACUCAAUGAUUCAAGUGCUCACCCUUUUCUCCUGGGUCGCUGUCUCUGUCUAGCAGGCAGAUGUGCCAGGCAAAUUCCCCCGGAGGUCAUGCCUCGUUUUCUUGAGGCAACAGUCAAUGGACUUCAGGAAAACCAGCCUAUUUGCAUUCGAAUUAGCUCUGUCCGAGCAGUUUACUGGUUCUGCGAGGCAUCCACCGACCCAAAUACCCUCAUAAACAAUGUCGUAAGGCCUCAGCUGUCACCAAUGUUCCAAGGGCUGUUCAAUCUUGUUGCAAAUCAGCCGACGACAGAAAUUUUAAUCCUGGUUAUGGAGACAUUUGCAGUUCUUAUCUCCCUGGACAAGAGCUUCACAGCCAGUGUUGAAGAAAAAAUUGGCCCUCUAACUAUAGCUGUCUUCGUGAAAUACCACAGUGAUCCAGAGAUACUGUCAAUCUGUCAAGAUCUCUUCAAAGAACUGACAGAAAAUCCUGAAUGCAUUGAGCCCCUCCAAACACGCCUGAUACCAACGCUCGUCAGCAUGAUGACAGGAAGUCCUGAUAAAUCUGCAGAUGAAGGAAUCAAAGGCGUCGCUCUAGAUGUUCUCCAAGUACUAGUGCAAUUUUCUCCUCGUAAUUUGAGCAAUGCUCUAGUGGAAAGUGCAUUUCCAGCAGCUUGCCACUGCAUAAUGAACUCUGAUGACAAUGGCACCCUUCAGAGUGGUGGAGAAGUUAUACGAACUUAUUUAUCAGUAGGGGCAAGACAAGUCAUUGAUCACCGUGAUAACGAGGGUCUUACUGGGCUGCACUACAUUCUUCAGAUCGUUGCCCAGUUGUUAAAUCCUCAAUCCAGUGAAUUCACAGCUACGUUCGUGGGAAGAUUGGUAACAACAUUGAUCAGAAAGGUUGGAAAUAGCCUGGGUGAGAACCUAGACCUCCUCUUGAAAGCUGUUCUCAGUAAAAUGCAGAGAGCUGAAACUUUGACAGUCAUGCAGAGUCUACUCAUGGUUUAUGCUCACUUGAUCAAUACUGAGUUUGAUGCUGUUCUCAAUUUUUUGUCAACAGUACCAGGACCAACGGGGCAGAGCGCGCUCGCUUUUGUUCUUGUCGAAUGGGUGGCAAGGCAGCAUUCUUUCUUUGGCAAUUACGACAGGAAAGUGACGAUUGUUGCUUUAUCAAAAAUUCUGGAGCAUGGAGUCACUAAUGAUGACGCCAGACUCAAUGAGAUCAUGGUGAAAGGAGAUGAAAUCUUUUCACCGACUGAAGCUGGUGUUCGUACAAGGAGUAAGACACAGUCGCGACCAUAUCAAUGGACAACCGUACCCAUUCUCGUUAAGAUUUUUAAACUCAUUAUUAAUGAGAUUUCCAAUGAUAUGGAGGCUGUUUGCCCUCUCAAUCAGGAGCCAAAGGAUUCUGAUGAUGAGGAGCUUGAAAAUGAGGAUGAUAUUUUCAUAAACCCUGGCAAUGAAGUGGAUUUGUUGAGACUUACGGAUGAAGAUGAAGAGGAAGACGACCCUGAUCUUCUUCAAGAUUCAAUCUAUCAUCUGAACCUUAAUCAAUAUCUUAGAGAUUUUCUCACAAAUUUUUCAAACCACCACUGUUUUCCAGCAUUCACACAACAUCUGAAUCCAAAUGAAGGAAAAAUUCUUAAUAAUCUGGGAAUUACUUCAACAUUCAUUCAGUAAAUACUUUCCCAUCGUUUGCGAUAAUAAAUGUUCACCAAGUGAUGUUUUUUUUUCUACUAUUAUGUACAUUCUUAUCAAUAUAUUAGAAUACAUACCGGGAUUAAAAAUGAAAAAACAUUGAUAAUAAAUGCUUAAAAUAGUUUUGGCAA